AUGAAAAAUAGGAUUUUGGAAUCAAAGAGGUUUUCCUGAGGAACCUUUUGGAGUUGCUUAUACAGAGAUCACCCUAAGAAGCAAACAUGCCUAUGGAAGGAGGAACCAAAACAGACAUGGAGCGGAUUGGCCUCUUCAGUGAGAUGGAGUAUAUUACUAUCGGUGAUAAAUAUGUGUCAUUAUAUAAUCGACCCUUUAAUGAAGCUGCUGGCAAAAAUAGGCAAAUGCUACCUGGGGGAUCCAAACAAAUGUCAGAUCUCCAAGCCGGUUAUUUUGAACCCCAUUUUGGAAGGAUUUUCGAAGGUGAAAGCUAUUCAAAUGCAAACCAAUUGAGGAGACAUUUUAUGAUGGAAGAAGCCAAAAAAAACAUAGGCAAAGCCUUCCUCCCUUCUAAUGGAAGUAAAAAGUCUUCUGGAUUAGGAAGCUACUAUGGAACAAUUGGUGGCCCAGUCCCAUUCUUCAGUGCAGAGCUAAAACCCAAAGAGAAGUAUAAGGCGCCUGGAAAGAAUUUGUACACAACCCCAGGAAAGAAAGGAACUGGAUAUGGAUAUGCAAAUAUUACCAUAGGCAGACAUCCUUCACACUCUGCUGAUCUUUUUGAUCAACCUAAAGAAAAUUCUAAGAAAGAGAUGGAAGAACACCAUCGUUUACUGAAAGGGGCUCCCUUCAAGUUAAAUCUUUACCCCAGAGAUUAUUUUGAUAGCAAUCCCUACUAUUCUGAUGUAACUUUACCACCAAUUAAAAAAGAAGAACAGAAAAAAAUAACUGAAAGCCAUUUUAAGCCUCCUUCUCCUGGGAAAAAGGCUGGUGGAAUGAAGGCAGGGACGUUUGACCCAUACCCUUCCCAUUCCAGUGAUCCUUACAGUGUGAAACCAGAAGCCACAGCUUCCAAACCACCUAAAGUUUUCCACCCACCAGGUGUACCAAAACGCAGGCCUGUUGAAAGUAUAAUGACCAUGCAUAUCAGAAAGACGAUAAAUAAGAAGAACUACAAGUAUGCUACGGUACAAUCUUAUUAAUGUCUGGAAGAGAAAAGUACUCCCUGUCAAAUGAUAAUCAUUUGAAAAUAUAUAAGAUGUAAAACAGUAGAUGAAGUAUUUAAAAAGAAACUUAAGCUCGCGUUUCUAAUAUUCUUUCUUGUUUCAGUUAUAUUACCUAAAGACUAUCAUUUUUCAAUAAUGUAACAUA
This is a messenger RNA of Sorex fumeus (smoky shrew), 1188 nucleotides long. It is a transcript of the gene CFAP96, whose product is annotated as cilia and flagella associated protein 96. Bases 87 to 1019 code for a protein of 310 amino acids. NCBI's taxonomy places the organism in Eukaryota, Metazoa, Chordata, Mammalia, Eulipotyphla, Soricidae. The record is from RefSeq and is a predicted model, not a curated record. Gene Ontology annotation, cellular component: centrosome. The transcript is spliced from 7 exons.